AUGAGCCGCGCCCGACUCCCAACCACGGUCGUGAACACGCUCACCUCGCAUGUUGGGCCCAUCAACGCCAUAACAUUCUCCUCCCUUGGCGGCACAUAUAUCCUCACCGGCUCCUCAGACCGCCAAGUGCACCUCUCCCGCAGCGAGCCCACGAAUCCAGAUCAACCUUCCGUUCCAAUUCAAAAGUACGGAGCACACGGAUACCCAGUCUUGGACAUUGCAGUGGCACACGACAAUCACACAUUCGCGAGUGUAGGAGGCGAUAGAAGUGUGUUUCUAUGGGAUGUGCAGAAUUCCGAGGGCACGGUGAGGAGAUUUGGGAGUAAUACCAACCAGGGACACAGUAGCAGGAUUACAUGUGUUGCGUUUGCUGGGGAUGGAGAUGGUGUUCUCGUCAGCGGCAGCGACGACAGGUCUCUACGGCUGUGGGACGUCAAGAGCCGAGAUGCGAAGCCACUGAUGAUCCUGGAGGAGGCAAAGGACGGGGUCUCGAGUUUGCUCGCCCCCGAUAACGGCUACGAAAUCAUCUCUGGCAGCAUUGACGGCCGGCUGAGGAGCUAUGAUGUCCGCAUGGGCAGAGCCACGGUGGAUGUGCAACCCGGGCCGAUCACGAGUCUCGAUCUUUCAAGAGAUGGCAAGACGAUCCUGGUCGGCUGUCUCGAUGGACGAAUCCGCAUGAUGGACCGGGCAGACGGCACCUGCUUGCGAGCAUUCCCCCCUGAAGGAAAUGUCGAGGGCUAUCAAAAUGAGAGUCUACGCUUGAAGAGCUGCUUCGCCAUCAACGAGAGUCUUGUCGUGAGCGGGAGUGAAAGCGAUGGGAAUGUUCGCGGGUGGGAUGUCCUUUCGGGCAAGCACAUUGGCAGUCUUGUCCUCAGCAAGAACAGCCGCAAGGUCGUGAGUGUGGUCAGAUGGCGAGAGGGGAGUCAGAGUCAGGGUAGACAGGGGCUGCUGGCAGCUGGCGGCGCCGAAGGAAUUGUGAAAAUUUACUCUGAAGGCUGA
Messenger RNA from Exophiala aquamarina CBS 119918, 999 nucleotides. RefSeq lists its product as uncharacterized. Gene Ontology annotation, cellular component: catalytic step 2 spliceosome. The transcript has a single exon. Gene Ontology annotation, molecular function: protein binding. NCBI's taxonomy places the organism in Eukaryota, Fungi, Ascomycota, Eurotiomycetes, Chaetothyriales, Herpotrichiellaceae. Bases 1 to 999 code for a protein of 332 amino acids. Gene Ontology annotation, biological process: mRNA splicing, via spliceosome. The record is from RefSeq and is a predicted model, not a curated record.